CACCCCACCAUGUUUGUUCGAGCGGCGGCAGGCGGCGGGAGCCUCGAAGAGCGCGCAUGCGUCGUUAUCGGCGCUCCUCCAACCCUCCAGGCUCCUUCUCUCUUCCAGGCAGCUCAGUCGGCAGUGUCUCCUGCCUCUGAGAUCGAUGAGGCAUCCUUCGCCAAUGCCGUCAAGGGAUUGGAUGCGUCGGAUGCUGGCGAAGUUCUCCCGUUGCUCGGUAAGAAGCUGACAGUCAUCAGCCUCCCGACCAAGCACACUCGAUGCAACUGUCCUGCUCGUCCUGACAAGGUUCCUGCUCUCCUGAAGCCACUGCUGGCCCGCAAAGACACGACGGUUGUGGUUGCAUGCCCUGCAGAGCAUGUCGUGGCUCUCUCGGCGGCUGUGACCCGUUCAUGCCCACCGUUGUUUGAUAUGAAGUCCAGUCAGCGAAAGAAGCCUGACUUGCAAGUCCUCGUCCUCGUUCACAAGGGCCAAAAUUUUGAGGUCGCGUCGGAAGAAACUGUACGUCAACUAAAUGAAAUGGCAAGGGCUAUUCGCUUGGCUGCCCGGCUGGUGGACACUCCAACAAACUACAUGCACACAGAUGCGAUGAUAGAUGAAGCGAAGCAAGUGGCUCAGCUUGACUGCAAGACAGGAAAGGUUUCGAUGGAGGUCAUUCGCGACAGGGAACUGCAGGAGAAGGGGUUCGGGGGCCUGUGGAACGUGGGCAAGGCAGCUGAGCAUGGACCAGCCCUGGUUGUCCUGACCUACACUCCCAGUGACAUGCCAAAGGAUGCUCAGACUGUUUGCUGGGUUGGAAAGGGCAUUGUGUACGACACUGGAGGGCUGAGCAUCAAGGGAAAGUCAGACAUGCCGUCCAUGAAGAGAGACAUGGGGGGGUCAGCGGCUGUCUUGGCGUCCUUCUCGGCUGCUACUCAGAUUGGAUGUAAGUUCAAGCUCGUCGCUUUGUUAUGCCUGGCUGAAAACUCAGUUGACUCCGUCUCCAUGCGUCCUGAUGACAUCAUUACAAUGCUGUCUGGCAAAACCGUUGAGGUGAACAACACUGAUGCCGAAGGAAGGCUGGUUCUUGCCGACGGAGUCAACUACGCUGCGUCCACGUUCAACCCAGACGUGAUUCUAGACAUGGCAACCUUGACAGGAGCUCAGUGCAUCGCAACCGGCAAGAAGCAUGCUGCAGUGCUAUGCAACAACACAGAGUCAGAGAAGAAGAUUGUCGAAGCUGGCAUCGUGACCGGAGAUUUGGUCUAUCCUGUGGUUUAUUGUCCCGAGUUCUUCAUGGAGCAAGCUUUCCGCUCAGAGGUUGCAGACAUGAAGAAUAGCGCCGAUGACCGCAGCAAUGCCUUGUCGUCUUGUGCAGGGCAUUUCAUUGAAGCUCAUCUGCCUGAGAGCUACAAGGGCGUAUGGAUUCAUAUCGAUAUGGCGAAACAAGUGGAAGAGAACCAACGAGCUACUGGAUGGGGCGUAAGUGUCCUGCUCAAGUGCUUUGACAUCAUGAAUUAGUUCAGUGAGGACCUAGUUUGUCGAACAUGAUGGCAACUCUCUCUGUCCAAUAAAACAGUGUGGUCAACUG
This is a messenger RNA of Guillardia theta CCMP2712, 1570 nucleotides long. RefSeq lists its product as hypothetical. Gene Ontology annotation, molecular function: manganese ion binding; metalloaminopeptidase activity. The record is from RefSeq and is a predicted model, not a curated record. Gene Ontology annotation, cellular component: cytoplasm. The coding region runs from base 10 to 1500 and encodes 496 amino acids. Gene Ontology annotation, biological process: proteolysis. NCBI's taxonomy places the organism in Eukaryota, Cryptophyceae, Pyrenomonadales, Geminigeraceae. The transcript has 4 exons.